CAGCAGCCGCUCCUCCUCCACUACGAGCGUGUUCACGGAUUAUAGGCUGAUAUAUUUCUGUCUCCUUCAGGCUCAAGUGUCUAAAAGCUUCCCUUCGACACAGGAGGGGGUUUCUCAGGCAUGACCUGAGGAGAGAAGAGGAGAGGAGAGGAGAGGGGAGGAGAGGAGAGCCAGCCAUCGACAUGGGAAACCAGGAGGCGAAGCAGAGGAAAGCUGCAGCAGCGUCUGGUAAUGGAAGCUACCCUUCACUGGAUGAAGGAUGGAGGGAGGGAGGAGGGGAUGUGACAAAAAAGGGGGGCAAGAAACAUGUAAAGCAUGGAGGGAAAGGAACGGGAGGCAGCGGAGGAGGAGGAGGAGGGGGAGGGACGGGAGCAGGAAAGAAGAAAAACAAAUCUGAGUCCAAGUCUUCUGUUUUCUCCAUCCGCAAAAGAAAAGGGAACCUGAAAGGGAAAGCCUGUUCAUCGGUGACGGGCUCAAAGGAGGACGUUUUGGUGUCUCAGCAUGACGAACUGGACAGCAGCAAGACACCUGACCUGUCCGGGGACGAGCUGGGACAGUCAGACACAGAGGCGGUCGUCCCCGGGAAGAAGACAGCAGGACGAGAGACAAAGGAGGGAGAUGCAGGAGAGAAGCAGGAGGAGCGGAGGAAGGCGUCCACCGCCGCCACGUCUCCGGUGGAGGACGGAGGACACAAGGCAGGCAGCUCCGGCUCCGACACCGACAUCUACAGCUUCCACUCGGCCGCCGACCACGAGGACCUGCUGGCAGACAUCCAGCUGGCGAUCCGGCUGCAGCAUCAGCAGCACCGGGGCGGCGGCGCCGGCGGGGAGCAGGGCUGGGGGGCCGGAGACGACAAAAGGAAGCAAAGCAACGGACUGGUGAGGCUGACCCCCCCUGAGGUGCUUGACCUGACCCCAGAACUGGAGCUGGGGUCGGACGCCCUGUCCUUCCUGGAGCAGGGUCCUCAGUCCAGCUCAGGGAGGCGUGCAGAGCUCCCCGCCCCCUCCGAGGUGGAGGUUAGGGAGGAGGAGGGGGUGGAGCAGGGGCUCAGGGAGAUAGAAGCCCCUCUUUGUACAGCCCUGGGCAUAAAGGACCAGCAUGCUUUGCAGCAGCAACCCCCUCACACAGACAUCUCCAUGGUGACUUCAGGGGGGGCAGCAGGCAGCCCUGUCACCAUGGCAACCGGUGACAGCAACAACAAAAGUCCCCAAACCACCACCGUCCACAAUUCAGGGACGAUGCUUGAAGACGGCGAGGGUCACCUGGGGUCCGGGACCAGCGCCGAGUCCCUGGAGGACUGUCUGAGCGCCCCCGCCGACGGCUCAGGCUCCGCCCCCUCCGAGCAGCAGGUCAGGAGGAGCAGCGUCUGCUUCAGCCCCCUGCACACACAGGACAGCCCCACCCUGGCCAAACGGCUGCUCAGGUCCACCCACUCCUCAUCCUCCAGCCCCGUGGUCAAACCCUACCCCCCCAUCUUCCCCUCCUACAUCAAGACCACCACCCGACAGCUGAGCUCCCCGGGACACUCCCCCGCCCUGUCCCCCUCCCACAGCCCUCUGUCCCCACGCAGAGCCCACCAGCAGCUGCACAGGACGGCGGUGCGCCGGCAGCGCUCCCGCAGCCUGGCCGGGCCUCUGAGCCGCUCGGCCGACUGGACGGAGGAGCUGGAGAGGAGGCUGAGGAGCAGAGAGGAGGAUGCAGGAGGAUCCGGGGGGUCCGGGGAGUAUCUGCUGGGCUACCGAGGAGGCAGUCAGCCCAUCUGUGGGACCAGGAGGUCCUCCUGUGGACAGGUCUCCACCUGCAGCUUUCAGGACGUCUUCACAGGGCGAACCCUUCUGGAGAAGCUGUUCCUGCAGCAGCAGCAGGAGGAGCCGGAGGAGGCGGAGAGGCUCUGCUCCAGGAUCCUGGCCAUGGGCCUCCUGCUGCCCUUCACAGACUGCUUCAGGGAGCCGCUGGGGGGCAGCACGGCCCACAUCACCUCUGCCACGUCAGCCAAGUUUGACCAUGACCAACUCUACACCUGGGCUGCGGUCAGCCAGCCGCCACAUUCCCUGGACCCUCUGGACGGGAGGCUUCCAAGUGUCAGGUGCCCCUGGCCCCCAGCCAAGCCUGGAGCAGAGAGCACAGCUGAACUGGCACGCCGAGAGGAUAUAAGGAUGCUGGACAACCUGAUAUCCCAAGCGGUUCGGCUGGACAACCACACCCGGGAGGUCAGCCCAGCAAAACCAAAGCCUUGUCUUUACCCCCUCACAGGCCCUACGACUGCCAUCAAACUGGUGAAAGGGGCGACCUUGCCGUCGGGGAGAUUUUACAGCCUGUCGGGUCCCGAGAGGGAGGCCGUAGAGGUCUACAUCAAGGAUGCACUGAAGGCCGGGAUCAUCCGACCCUCCUCAUCACCUCUCAGGGCAGGCUUCUUCUUCGGAGCCACCAUCUUUACUAAGCUGGACUUGCGCAAUGCGUACCACCUGGUCCGCAUUUGUGAGGGGGACGAGUGGCUGACGGGGUUCAAGACACUGGUGGAACACUUUGAGUACCUGGUCAUGCCCUUCAGCCUCACCAAUGCCCCAGCAGUUGACGACAUCCUGGUGUUCUCUAGAUCUAAGGAGCAUGUCAACCACGUCCGGCAGGUGCUACAGAGGCUCCUGGAGAACCAGCUGUAUGUCAAGGCAGAGAAAUGUGAAUUCUUCUCUGCCUCCACAUCAUUCCUGGGGUUCACCAUCGCGGAGGGCUCGAUCCAGGCGGAUCCAGCUAAGGUCAAGGCGGUGGUGGACUGGCCGGUCCCCCUCAACCGCAAGCAACUGCAACGCUUCCUGGGAUUUGCGAACUUUUAUACGUGCUUCAUCAGAGGCUACAGCCAGUCUGAGGAGGCUGGGAGGGCCUUCGCCCAACUCAAGGAGUGCUUCGGCAGUGCCCUCAUCCUGAGACAGGUGGACCUGGUCCAGCAACUCAUUAUGGAGGUGGAUGCAUCUGAUGCUGGAGUCGGCGUUGUCCUUUCGCAAAGGUCAUUGGACGAUGAGAGGAACUACAGCGUGGGGGACCGGGAGCUGCUGGUGGUCAAACGCCCCUGGUCUCAUAUCGCUCUGGACUUCGUCACGGGCCCUCCCCCCUCCUGUAUCCUGAUGAUCGUGGACCGGUUCUCCAAUCUUUCCUCCGGGUACCACCCGCAGUCUAAUGGCCAGACUGAGCACGCCAAUCAAGCCAUGGAGACGGUCCUGCGCUGCGUGACGGCUUCCAAUCCUGCGCUGUGGAGUGGCCUGCUUCCUUGGGUGGAGUACUCCCUCAAUACGUCUGUGUUGGUGGCCACGGGUCGGUCCCCGUUCGAGGUGGCUCUGGGGUGGAUUGACGGAGGGCUCACCUACAUGGUGCGCCGGAUCCUGGAUGUCCGGCGUCGGGGCCGGGGCUUCCAGUACCUGAUUGACUGGGAGGGAUGCUGUUGGUUCUUACAGAUUCUGUCUCUUCUGUUCCAGCAGGAGGAAUCUGUCCUUCCGUCCACCAAGCUGAAGGAGAAACAUGUGAAUGUCAUUCAGCAGCUGGAACAGACCAUCGAAGACCUCCGGACCAAGAUCGCCGAGCUGGAGCGGCAGCCGCCUGUGGCGGACAGCGUGAGAGUCCCCGCCUCCACCACGGACCGGGAGUGUGGGAGCGAGGAGGGCGUGCUGGUGGCGGUGUGCGACGCCCACCUGCAGACAGAGGGGGCGCUGUCGCUGGGCGGCCUGGAGGCCAAGUCGGUGCAGACCUCGCCCAUGGACGACAGCUUUAAAUUCAAAGUGCCUUCAAGCAGCGAGGCGGCCGGAGCCCCGGAGCUGCAGCCUGGACGGGACGCCUUCCACUGCUCCUGCCCGCUGCACCCGCCCGCUCCACCUCCUCCUCCAUCCUCACCGGGGUGCUCCGUGCCGGGGCCUCCACCUCCACCACCACCUCCCCUUCCAGGUGGACCCGCUCCCCCUCCCCCUCCCCCUCCCCCUCCUCCACUUCCAGCAGGUCUCAUCCAGCCACCCCCUCCUCCUCCACCCCCAUUACCAGGACUUGGUGGUCCACCUCCACCUCCUCCUCCACCCCCAUUACCAGGACUUGGUGGUCCACCUCCACCUCCUCCUCCACCCCCAUUACCAGGACUUGGUGGUCCACCUCCACCUCCUCCUCCACCCCCAUUACCAGGACUUGGAGGUCCUCCGCCCCCUCCUCCUCCACCACCCCCUCCAGGCUGUGGGCCUCCUCCUCCUCCUCCUCCUCCUCCUCCACCAGGAGCUACCUGCCCUCCUCCAGCCCCUCCAGGAGCCCUGGGCUCCCUGCCUCCCCCUCUGCCCCUGGGACUGUACUCUCUGGGUCUGACUCAGGAGAAACCUCCCAGAAAGGCUGUGAUGGAGCCUCCCAGACCCAUGAAGCCCCUCUACUGGACAAGGAUCCAGCUCCACACCAAAAAGGAAGCGUCGUCAGUGCUUGUGUGGGACACCAUCGAGGAACCUGAUGUGGACUUCCAGGAGUUUGUGGAACUGUUCUCAAAGACUGCAGUGAAGGAGAAGAAGCAGCCACUGUCUGACACCAUCACCAAGUCCAAGGCCAAGCAGGUUGUGAAGCUACUGAACAAUAAGCGUUCUCAGGCAGUGGGAAUCCUCAUGUCCUCCCUGCACCUGGACAUGAAGGACAUCCAGCAUGCCAUUCUGAACUUGGACAACACAGUGGUGGACUUGGAAACCCUGCAGGCGCUUUAUGAAAAUAGGGCGCAGCAGGACGAGCUGGACAAGAUCGAGAAGCACGUCAAGUCGUCGAAAGACAAGGAAAACGCCAAGCCUCUGGACAAACCUGAACAAUUCCUCCUGCAGCUCUCGCUGAUCCCGAACUUCUCCGGCAGAGUGUUCUGCAUCCUCUUCCAGUCCAGCUUCACGGAGUGCAUGUCGUCCAUCACCAGGAAGCUGGACAUCCUGCAGAGGGUGUGUGAGGCGCUACAGGACAGCGAGACUGUGAAGAAGGUCCUCGGUCUGGUUCUGGCCUUCGGGAACUACAUGAACGGUGGGAAUCGAACCAGGGGCCAGGCUGAUGGCUUCACCCUCGACAUCCUCCCCAAACUCAAAGACGUGAAGAGCAGCGACAGCGUGAGGAGUCUGCUGUCCUACAUCGUGGCGUACUACCUGAGACACUUCGACGAGGAUGCUGGCAGAGAGACGUGUGUGUAUCCUAUCCCGGAGCCUCAUGAGCUGUUCCAGGCCUCACAGAUGAAGUUUGAGGAUUUUCAGAAGGAUCUGAACCGACUCAGGAAGGACUUAAGAGCGUGUACAUCAGAGGUGGAAAAAGUGUGUAAAGUGUCUGAUGAAGAGAACCUGCAGCCUUUCAAAGACAAGAUGGAGGAGUUCCUCGCUCAGGCUAAACGUGAACUGGAGGCUCUGGAGGCUCAGCUCAGCAGCACCCACAAAGUGUUCCUGGAGCUCUCGGUCUUCUUCUCUGUGAAGGCCAAAGGAGGAGAGAAAGAGGUUUCCCCCCACACCUUCUUCUCUGUGUGGCAUGAGUUCUCCUCGGACUUCAAGGACCAGUGGAAGAAGGAGAACAAGGCCAUCCUGACAGAGCGGCUGAAAGCAGCAGAGGAGAGUUUCCGACAGGCCAAGGAGAAAGCGUCCUACAGCGUCAAGCCGAAACAUGCUUCUGGCAUUAAAGCUAAGCUUGGCAUGAAGAUCUGACUCCGUGGAAAGAAGACAUCGAGCAAGAGGGAUCGUUGUGUGGAACUGUGUCCACAUUGCACAUUUUAUUUGAUUGAC
Messenger RNA from Salarias fasciatus (jewelled blenny), 5750 nucleotides. It is a transcript of the gene fmn2b, whose product is annotated as formin 2b. The transcript is spliced from 28 exons. The record is from RefSeq and is a predicted model, not a curated record. Gene Ontology annotation, biological process: actin nucleation; cortical actin cytoskeleton organization. Gene Ontology annotation, cellular component: cytoplasm; cytoskeleton; actin filament. NCBI's taxonomy places the organism in Eukaryota, Metazoa, Chordata, Actinopteri, Blenniiformes, Blenniidae. Bases 183 to 5672 code for a protein of 1829 amino acids. Gene Ontology annotation, molecular function: nucleic acid binding; microtubule binding; actin filament binding.